AUCAUAGCAUUUGGCUUGAUGCGAUGAGCCGCCGCAGAGAAAUGUCUGGCGAGACAUUCGAAAUGGAAAACUUGAUGUCUCGCGAGGCCAUCAAGAGAGCAGAGCAGCGGCCUCACCAGACCAUCAUCAAGAUUGUAGAGCCAGCGGCGCCUCACGCCAGCGGCGCCGACGACUUCUACGCGCCCGCCGUCUCGACGCAAUCGCCAAUCGUGCGAAGUUUGGCACAGGCCAUCGAGAGGAACGAUGCACAGUCGCUGCAGCAAAUCCUGAAUGCUGGCGACCAUCAUGACAUUGAGAUCAGAGAGCAGCUGUUGCUGCACAAGGCGGUGCUGAAGGAAGGCAAAUGGUCAUUUGAACUGCUGAAACUUCUGCUACCUCACGCAACGGAGGAAACACUGUUUACUCGGAACGACAAAGACAAAACUGUCCUCCACGUGGCUGUAGAAAACGCACUUGACGAAUCCUCGAAAUUAAUCAUUGAGAAAAACCAUGCUUUGCUUGCUGAAACUGAUGCACAUGGAAAUACGCCACUGCAUUACAUGGUAAAACAUGAUCAAACAAAGCUGUGCUCUAUGGUUCAGGAUUACCUGACGCCUGAGGUCAUAAACCAAAAGAACAAGGAAUCCUUCACUACCAUUCACGCGACAGCGAUCAAAGGAAGCCCCAAUAUCAUGAAGAUUUUAUUGGAGCGUGGAGGAAACCCAAUGGAGUUGACCGAAGCGAAGUAUACCCCACUUCACUUGGCCGCGCACCACAAGUCAGAGCAAUGCGUCGCACAUCUUUUAAAAGCCGUGCAAAAAAUGAAUAAUUCCCAAGCAGGAAAUCGCGAUUCAACGCUCGAAUUCAAGGACAUGCGCACCAGCAACGGACGCACGGCUCUGAUGCUUGCUGCCGAAUUGGGAUACUUGGGCAUUUGUAAGAAACUUGCGGGCACUGACGUGAACAUGAGAUGUUCGGACGGUAAGACUGCCCUGCACUACGCGGCGUCCACGGGCAUCGAACGAGUUAUCUCCUAUUUGGUUGAGAAGCUUGGAGCAGAUUGUUCAAUAAGAGACAAUGAAGGUUUUCUACCGUUAGUGUCAUCAGCUGCUCACGAUCCAGAGGGUUUCGCAUACAUGCUGGAAAAAACUCCAGAAGAUCUCCUGAAUGAGAAAGUCAUUAAAGAAAUCAUUGAUCAGGCCGCUAAGAAAUCGUUGAAGAACUUCGAAAUAAUGGCUAAUAAAGCAGAAUUUCAGAAACAUUUGGAAGCAUUUCGCGAUAACUCUAAAAAUAGCUUACUUCAUAUCACCAUUGGUAAUGGAAGUUUUACAUCCGCAAAAGCUUUGAUGGAAAGCACCAAAGUGAACAGAACGGAAGCAAACAAAGAUGGCGACACCCCGCUGCACUUAUUGGCAAAGAAAAAUGCGCCAACAUCUGAGCCCCAAAAAGAGGGAAGACGAAUAGUUCGGAACGAGUUGCUGCGAAGCGCCAAAGAGAUUGUAAACUUACCCAACAAGAAGGGGGAAACCCCUUUGUUCUUGGCGUCAAAGUUCGGAGUUCGGGAUAUUCUCUGCUCUGUUCUACAGAACAAACCUGAUGUCCUGAAAUGCACAAAACGAAAUCCCAGCAGUGCAGUGCACAUUGCCGCGCAGAGUGGACACGAUGAAUGCUUGCGGCUGCUUCUCCGCAAUCUGGAGCCAAAUGAUUUUAGCAAACUUAGAGAAAUGGAACGUCACCCACUGCAUUUGUCUUCCAGGAAUGGCCAUUUGGAAUGCUCGAAGCUCCUCCUGACAAAUUCUUUGGGCGACGAAAAUUAUCUGGAAAAUUUGAGAUGCAAGACCAAGGAUAAAGCUGGUCAUGAAGGUCAUUAUCCUGUAGACGAAGCAUUUCACGGCAAGCAUGGUGAGCUUUUCAAAUACCUGCUUUCCCAAAUGGAAAUCGAUAAAAACGACGAUUUGUGCGUCCGACUACACAGAUACUUCAAGCAGUGCCUGAAGAAAGCAGACAUAACUGGCGAGAAUCAGACAGCUAAGGAUUCAGCCACGAAGAAGCAGACAGCCAAGGAUUCAGCCUCGAAGAAGCAGACAGCCAAGGAUUCAGCCUCGAAGAAGCAGACAGCCAAGGAUUCAGCCUCGAAUAAGCAGACAGCCAAGGAUUCAGCCUCGAAGAAGCAGACAGCCAAGGAUUUAGCCUUGAAGAAUCAGGCGGCCAAGAAGUCCGCCAGAGAGAGACAGGAUGCCGAAAAUAACUCGUUCAAAAAAACGGUUCUUGAAGCAGUGAUUGAGAGUCCGUGGUGCCCCGUUGCUUUUAACGCACAAUUCUGUAAUAAUAUUCACCAGCAUGUCUCCAAUAGCAACCAGAAAGAUGUUUCUGAAGAAGUAAAACCAUGUGAAUCCUUUGCAUUGCUCAUCACACAACACCCGGAUUUGGCCUGCCGAGCAAUGGAGAAACACAUUUCUCUAGACGGCAACAGGGAACUUCACGACUAUACUCCUUUUGAGUGCUUCUAUUACAGGAUAAAAGAUAAUCGAGUUCGGUCUCCAUUCACGGAAAUCAGUCAUGACAAUCCAGUAACUGAUCAAGAGGAAAAUGAAGAUCGUCCUGGCAGUUCUAUAUAUAGAACGGUGCGCCAGUUAUGGGCGCAGAUGUCAUGCUCGGCUGCGUCUAACGAACAGAACAAUUUGGAAAAUGAUGCAAAAGAAUUCAGCAAUACGCGCUGGUCCAGAGAUCAUCCUCUCCUGAAGGCUGUUGGAAAUCGCCAGGAAGAUGGCAGCCGAGUGCUGCGUCAUAGACUAACCAUCUCAUGGCUGCUGAACAAGUUUCGCUACGCUCGAUGGAUCUUGUACGGCUACCUGGCACUUGACGUCCUAACCGCCAUCGUCGUGAUCUGCCUCUUAACCUUCACUUGGGAGUCGCAACGUCUGCAGCGCACCUUCAGCGGCGUGACGCGCCUGCAGGUGAUGCAGGCUUACGAGGACAUUAGCUCUCCUGCCGGCGACGUGCUGGCUGCUGCUGAAGCCGUGAAGCUGAUGGCUGACAACGACACCCACUGCAGCUCCUGGGGAAAAGCCAGCUGGGACUCAGCAGGCGAAAUGGAGGUUUCGUCCGCCGCCUGGAACCGCUCAGUAUGCGCCGUUCAUCACCUGCAGCAGUACGCACCGAGUGUCGUCGUCUUGGAGGUCCUCACUAUCAUACUGCUUAUCGUCCAUGUCCUCAUCGAGUACAAAUUUCUUGGCAGAGUCUCUAGUGUGGCAUUUCCGAAGUGUUUUUCCUCGCUCUUUUCUUUGCGUCAUUGUGGCACCACAAGCGCAUCAACUGAGGACGUUCACGGAGUCGGGCGUCUGCUGCGUCUUGUGGCGCUGGGGCUCCUCUUGCUGGCGCUGAGUCCAUGUGACUUUUUCCUGGGCUGCCGACAGACCAUCGUGUGGCAGCUGGAAGUGCUGGCAGUGCUGCUGGUGUGUGUUCACGUUGUGGCAACUCUGAACAAGAUUCCUCGGUUCUCGGGACUUAUACCCAUUGAUACCAUGCCAUUAUUUCGCUUCAUGCUGCUUCUUCUGCCCCUUUUCCUCUUUUUGCUCGCAUUUGCCGUGUCUUUUCAUUUUAUCUUUUUGGAUAACACGACUUUGGGUUAUAUACCUUACUCUUAUGUAAAGACCAUCACGCUGAUGCUCGGCGAAUUCGAUUACGAUGAUACUUUUGCUUACAAUAACACCAAAGGAUCGUCGUACCCACACCUGUCAAACAUGUUGUUAGUUGUCUUCAUUCUCUGCAUCAUAGGAAUCGUACUGAAUUGUGUAUCUGGAGGCGUCACAAAGAAGAUCGAUGAACUAAGGAAAAAGGAGCAAGUAAAUCGAGCGAUAGCGCUACUUCGCACCCACCUGCUUAUCGAUGAAUGCGUGCCGACAUUGCGCAGAAAAUAUGCUUGUUCACUUAAAAUUUACGAGAUGAACUGGCGAUCGUCUUAUGAUAGUUCAGAAAUGUUCCUUGAGCAGGAAAGGGAAGCUUCAGCACAGGGUCUCCAGCUGACGAAGAUAGCUCAUCAACUGACGAAAAUGGAGGCGAAGAUAGUUCAACUGACGAAAAUGGAGGCGAAGAUAGUUCAAGUGACGAAAUUGGAGGAAGACAUUAAGGAAAUCAAGUACUCUGUAUUGACAUCCGAACGGCAACAAAAGCAAACGUCUGAAAAUGAACUCCAACUGACGGAGUAGGGAAAAAGAUGAAAGAGUUGAAGAAUGUAUCCAACUUCUCCUAUAUCAUUCAUCGGCAAAACACAUUUUGACAGGAGACAUGCUCAGCUGAAAAUGUACCAGGAAAUUAUUAGCGAUUUAUACUCGUAUUUCUACAUAUUUUAAAAGGUGGUUGUCCUCAGAUUUGCAAUGUUUAUCGACGUUGCUUAGGCGUGAAUGCAAGGCCAGUUGAUCAUGAUUCACGCGUUUUUACGGUCAUAGGUUGACGCCGCUAGUUUCAUCGGCUAAUAAGCGUGUACAAGUGGCCAGAAUGUUAGGCCAAUUGAGAAAUUUAUCUGUAGUUUAGGAGCUAAACUUCAACUCCUAAAAGCUCUGACAUAACUUUGUUUUUUUUUUGUAGAAGAUUGUAAUCAAAAAGUAUUUUGGAAUUGAUUCAUGUAUACAUUUCUUAUACAUUUAAUCGAAAUCAUGAUUGAAAUAAAUAAUUAAUAUGGUAUUGAUUUUCGGUCUAUAAUAUGACAUUUUAGAAUUUAGAAGGUAAUACACACUAUAUUUAUAACCUAAUAUGAUUAAUGUUAUACAAAAAAUGGCAAGGCGAAUACAAGAUUUAUGGGAUUUUUGUCGAGUCUAAAAGUCAUGCUGGAGGCCCCAAUCGAUAUUAAUUAUCAAGCAGGGAAAGACCAAUGUUUUCAAUAAAUAUCUUAUAAUGACUAAGUGAGAAAACGAUGUUUUCAGUGUUCAAGGGUCUUGAUUUGUAAUAAACCUCAUCGAUUUAAACAUAAUCAAUGAAAAAUAAAAGCUAAUCAAACAGCACAAAGUUGGUCCAACGUGCACGCCCUUUUGAUUGAUUUUAGCAGCCCGUGGGAAAGAUUUCUAUGUUUUUUCUUCUAUUUCGAUGUUGAUUCUGGGUUCAUGAUCAUGGUACCUACUGCAAGGACUGUGUAAUGGUAUUACGUUGUAUAGACUCCAAUCAUAAAGAGUAUUUAUACAUCGAAAAUUUUUAAAGUGAAAAUUAUUAGUAAUUUUGUCAUAU
This is a messenger RNA of Hyalella azteca, 5199 nucleotides long. RefSeq lists its product as uncharacterized. The transcript has 10 exons. Bases 24 to 4187 code for a protein of 1387 amino acids. Lineage: Eukaryota; Metazoa; Arthropoda; Malacostraca; Amphipoda; Hyalellidae. The record is from RefSeq and is a predicted model, not a curated record. Gene Ontology annotation, molecular function: protein binding.